This is a messenger RNA of Saxophila tyrrhenica, 1197 nucleotides long. RefSeq lists its product as uncharacterized. NCBI's taxonomy places the organism in Eukaryota, Fungi, Ascomycota, Dothideomycetes, Mycosphaerellales, Extremaceae. Gene Ontology annotation, biological process: protein N-linked glycosylation. Gene Ontology annotation, molecular function: alpha-1,6-mannosyltransferase activity. The coding region runs from base 1 to 1197 and encodes 398 amino acids. Gene Ontology annotation, cellular component: mannan polymerase complex. The record is from RefSeq and is a predicted model, not a curated record. The transcript has 3 exons.
AUGGCCAGGAAACGACGCACUGAUCGAUGGCAAAUUCCUCCCUAUUGGUUGGAUAGAUUGACCGCCAACGGCACGCCAUGUCGACUGACGUCGGAUUCGACCAUCCUCGAGGCCGUCGAGUGUGCGCUCGCCUUCACCAUACUAGAACAGGCCUAUCUCCAGCAUGCACGCAUCCCGUUGAUCACACAUCAAACAUGGCGAAGCCUGAAUACCGAAUCGUGGAGUGACGCCAUCCGAGCAGGUGUUGAGCGGUGGCUCGAGUUCGCUAAGGGUGAGGCCGACAUCGACGGACCGGAGAUGGCUUGGUUCCUGUGGGACGAUGAUGGCAUCGACAUGCUCACCAAGAGCUUUGCCGCGGAUAUUUACGAGGAUGUUCAGCGGCUACCGUAUCCGGUUGAGAAAGCGGACGUGUUCCGAGUGCUGGUGGUGAAGUGGUUUGGUGGUAUAUACGCUGAUGUUGACGCGACCCCUCUCAAGCACCCUUUCGGCUGGGUGCUGGAUUCAGACAUUACACCGUGGACGGACGCAUCGUCCAGCACUGAGAUGACUUUGCACAUGCCGUCUUCACACGAGACAGCGCUACCUGGAAACGCCACAUCCACCUACGAGGCCUUGCUUGCGAGUGCAGAUCUACCAAGUCGAUCGAAGCCCUCCGUCCACGCCAUCUUCGGCAUCGAAGCAGACAACCCACCCGAACCCGACCCGACUUACUGGCGCAUGGGCUACUCCCACCCUGUUCAAGUCACGAAUUGGGCCCUUGCUAUGGCUCCUCAUCAUGCCGUCGCUGACCAAUUCCUCAACACACUUAUCGAAGACAUCCGUCAGAAUAGCGGUAACCUGCUCGCCAUCGACCCCCUCGACAUCACAGGCCCACCAGCCCUAACCAGAGCCAUCCAAGCCGUCGCUCACCGCGAAAAUCCCUCUCUAUCCUGGGACUCCCUCUCCGCUAACGGCGACCCCAUCGGUGGCCGGGGCAAAAUCGUCGCUGGAGACGCUCUCGUGCUUCCCAUCACGGGCUUCAACCCAGGCAGAGGCUGGUUUCAGAACAUGGGAAGUAAAAGUAUUGAGCACCCGAACGCUCGGCUCUGGCAUGCGGCGGCGGGUAGCUGGCGGAAGAUGGAUUUGAAGGUGCAGGUGGGGAAGCUUUGUCGGUCGACGUUGGGGUUUUGUAGGGGGUGGAGGAAGAUACCUGGUUGA